AUGGCCAAAGUGGCCAAGGUUGGCCUCUGGAAGAGCCAGGCCGGCUCCCUGCAGGCGGGGCCCGGUGGGCCCGAGGCGGCGCGGGAGCUGCAGCAGGCGCAGGGUGCCUUGGCCGUGGCGGAAGCCCGAGAGGGCCGACUGCGGCGCGGCCACGCGGAGGUGAGGCGGCGCGCGGAGGACGCUCGGCAAGCGCUGCUGUGCAGCCUGCGCCACGUGCGCGAGCUCCAAGCGCAGGCGCAGCAAGUGCCAGGCCUGCAGCUCUGGGUGCAGCAGCUAGAGGCGGAGCUGCGGCGCUACAGAUCAGAAGUCACCCAGCGCCCAAUGUCACCACAAGUCUGCCAAGAGCGAGACACCAGCAGUGGGGAACCUGAGGGCAGUGUGCCCAGAGACCCAGGCCCUGCCCCCGAGAAAGCAGCCUGGCCGUCAGACAGCAGCUCUGGAAGCAGACACCCCGAUGAAGGGGGACCAGCUGCGGGUUCCCACCCAAAGGUGCACCGAUGGGGGAAAGCAGCUCCCCUCCCCUUGGGUGCUCUCCUUUGUUGCAGGUGCAAUGGGCAGUCUGCCAAGAAUCACGUGACUCACCUCGGCCACUUUGGCCACGCAGGCCACACCCACAGCCUAGGAGAACUGGAGGCCCACCUGGCCAUGCUGGUGGGGACACAGGCCUGCAGCGGGAAGAGCCUGGGUCCCACUGGGAAGGAGGCUGAGCUGCAGCGGAAGAUGGAGGAGAAUGAGCACCUGCGGCUGGAGCUGCAGAUGGUGGAGACGGAGCGAGUGCGGCUCUCCCUGCUGGAGGAGAAGCUGGUGGACACGCUACAGCUCCUGCAGAGGCUCCGGGCCCUGAACAUCUCGAAGAGAGCCUUGGGGAAGAUUCUGCUGAGCACCCUGGACACGUGCAGGGAGCACACACAAGAGGGGAGAACCGGGCCGUUGGCCACCCUGGAUGCCCUGCACCAAGCCCUGGCAGGCUGCAAGCUCUUACACACACAGUCUUCAGCUCCUGUCUCCACAUCACCUGCCCUCACCAACUCUCUUCUCAUCUCCUGCUGAGCACCAGCCGGGGGCUUUACCGUGCUUCCCCUGGCCAGCUGGCCACUAUUGGAGCAACACCAGUUUGGCUGGCCACCAAUCAGACCAUCAGCCAAGCUAUCAACAAGCAUCUGGCCCACCACAGCGUCCACACUGCAUUGUGAUCCUCUACAGGCAGCCCAACUUCCACCAUGCCAGGUUUAUAAGCAUGGGCCCGCUAGGGGCCCUCACUGUGACCACGGAGGCCAAGAGGCACCGGAACGUUCUAAGACUGGCCAGAGCCCAACACCUCCCACCUCAGAGACUGGCAUGUCCACCCCCUAGGACACCUCCUGCCCCUGUGUGUCUGCUACCAGGGUCCACAGGAAAUCUGGCAGAGGCUGAAUCAGCCUGUCCCUGGGGCUGUUUCCCCUUCCCCUUGGAGCAGAGACACCUCCUGUCCUGCCCAGCCCAGCCCCACGGAGCCCAACGUCCCUCCCAUGGCAUCCCAGAGUCCCCUCAUUUUCUUGUCUUUUUUUUAAAUACUUUGAUUGAGGGCUCUUACAUCUCUUAUCACA
Messenger RNA from Echinops telfairi (small Madagascar hedgehog), 1586 nucleotides. It is a transcript of the gene EFCC1, whose product is annotated as EF-hand and coiled-coil domain containing 1. The record is from RefSeq and is a predicted model, not a curated record. NCBI's taxonomy places the organism in Eukaryota, Metazoa, Chordata, Mammalia, Afrosoricida, Tenrecidae. The transcript is spliced from 7 exons. The coding region runs from base 1 to 1050 and encodes 349 amino acids.